CUGGGAGCGUCGGGCCAACAAGGCUAUUUUGCCGGCGAUUUCGAAAACGAGCCUCCGCUGUUGGAGGAACUGGGUAUCAACGUGGAACAUAUUCUGCUCAAAACAAAAGCGGUAGUGCUGCCCUCGCAACGUUUUAACAAGAACACGGCCUUGACGGACCCCGCACUGAUUGUCGAAGACGCUGAUUUGGCCGGACCCUUGGCACUGGCGCUCACGUUGGGAGGAGAAAUGCUGCUGGCGGGGAAACUCCAAUUCGGUUAUAUUUACGGCUUUGGAUUGUUCGGUUGUAUGGCCAUGACACUGAUAUUGAACUUGAUGAGUCCAAAGGCAGUUUCGUUUUGGACCGUGACGAGUAUUCUGGGAUACGCGUUGCUGCCGGUGAAUAUCUUGGCCCUCGUGAAAAUUGUCCUGGUGAACAUUAUUCAAUUGAACACAUUGGCACGUAUUCUAGCCGUCUUGACGAUUUUGUGGAGUACAACGGCGAGUACACGUCUACUCGAAGUGGGUUGCAAUAUGCGCAAUCAGCGCUAUCUCAUGGCCUAUCCGAUUGCCCUCCUGUAUUCCGCCUUUGUGCUGAUCACAAUAUUUUAA
Phaeodactylum tricornutum CCAP 1055/1 is the source of this 591-nucleotide messenger RNA. RefSeq lists its product with no specific name. The record is from RefSeq and is a predicted model, not a curated record. Gene Ontology annotation, cellular component: membrane; trans-Golgi network. The annotation marks the transcript as partial. The transcript has 2 exons. Lineage: Eukaryota; Bacillariophyta; Bacillariophyceae; Surirellales; Neidiaceae. Gene Ontology annotation, biological process: endoplasmic reticulum to Golgi vesicle-mediated transport; vesicle fusion with Golgi apparatus.